Molecule: messenger RNA, 5920 nt
Organism: Osmia lignaria (orchard mason bee)
Lineage: Eukaryota; Metazoa; Arthropoda; Insecta; Hymenoptera; Megachilidae
Source: RefSeq, a predicted model, not a curated record
GGAUGAAUUCCUCGGACACGUUUCGACUUCGGCUUAAUCCUUCUGCAGAUUCUUUCCUAUUUUCAUUUUCUCGGUAACUGCUUGUUGAUCGAUAUAAUAACGCUCCUUAAUUCAUCGAUGAAUUAAGUUAUACGUUUGAAAUGAAAGAAUGUAGACAGCCGGUAAGAUCCAUAAAAGGAUAAAUACAACGUAGCUUUAGAAUGAGAAUAUCAUCUAUUUUGGGAACCCACUUUUCAAUCAGUAUACAUAUUUUUGUACAGUUAUUUAUCCAGUAAUUUUUCAUUCACAGUAUCGAUAUUAUUUGUAGCUUAAAAUCUAAGUAUUUAACGACGAGAUAUCAACUAAAGAGGCUGUAGUUUAUUUUCUACGUAUACAUAAUAAUAAUAAUUGAGUAUUAGUAAAUUAAUUUUAAAGAACGUAUUAAUACGUUGACAACGAAGAUAAAGGCCAUAUUAGUAAGUUUAUGUAAUUGUUUUUAUUUUGAACAGAGAUGUUAUACAAGCUAAUUUUAAGAAACGCGUCAAUAUAUUAAUUGUAUACUAGGAAUAGAAUAUAAUUUCAGACAUAAUUAUUUUUAUGUCGAUCAACAAAGCGUCAAUACUUCUAAGCUCUAAUUAUAAAUUGUAGUUUUCUACAAAACUAGUCAAAAUUAGUCAAAUUUAUACACUCUUCCUUCUUAUUCUUUUAGGCUUUCUUCCUUUCAUUUGAAACACCAAAGAGUAAUAACUAGGGUCCUUUGAACGCUUUCUUUUCAUACGCUUUCUUCAUUUUAAAAAAGUGUAUGAAAAACAAGCAUAUGUGAAUUACAAUACGCGUGAUGUAUAUUAAGACGAUAAUUAGAAAUAAUUGAAAUUCUUUUAACACGUUGACUGCCAUGGGGAUCGUCGCUGAUCGGUGUUGCACUUUUAAUUUGAAAAGAAGAAAGUUGUGUAAGAACGAACAUUCUAAAUAUCAUAAACCAUAAUUGAAUGCUUUUACUAUGGCAAUCAAUGCGUUAAAUCAGUUUAUGUUGAGUUUAGUGGUUGUUUAGUGUGAUUGAUAGGAAACCACUGAAAAUUAGAACGCUCUUUCAAGAUGUACGAGCAGACUGUAAUUUAUUACCCUCGAGAUUUGUAGACGUUUUGGAGCUAUGGGACUAAUUUAUCAAGCGAUGGAUGCUGGAAACGAUCAAUCUCUAUGUCCUAUAAUUGUGUGUCAUUUCGUUUUAUUCGUGUUACCGAUAGAGGUGUGGCAGUAAUACGAAAUACCCAUUAUUAUAUUUUAAACUUUAACAAAAUUCAUAUGAAAAUACUAAAGACAAUCAAAUCUUUUAAUCCUUGGAAAACGGAUAAAUGCUCGGAGACUGACGCGGUGAACGAAUGAUACGUUAUUAUAUGCAGAUUUGAAAGUAGAAUUAUAUACAAAAUUAAAAAUAUAUUUUCACGUUAUAUUUAAGAAGAUUUGAUACAGAGAACAGUUUUAUUUUUUACUUAAGCUUUACAAUAUAAAUUUUCUACAUUUUUCAGGGUUUUAUCCCUGUAGCUGAGUCAAAAUGAUUCUGCAUCUGUCGUGCAAGGAUUAAGUUGAUUUUUUCAAUUUAUCUCAUAAUGAUACACGUUUGAUAUAAUUCAAAUAGGUGAAUAUUUCUGGCAGCCAUCGUAAGUUAUUAGUUCUUUCGCUUACCAAACAAUAUUCUGUAUGCAUUUCGAGGAAUACUACGAUAAGAUACAACGGUAAAUGAAUAAAUCUGUAGACAUCGGCCUAUAACGUACGAAUUAAUGAAUUUGGGUAUGAAGAAAACCGAUCUGCGAAUCGGAAGUGAAUCAACUACCCGUUUAAGAGCAACCACAUUACGGAGCUUGAUAGUACUCGAUUUUAUGUAAGCUCGUAAACAUAUAGCGGCUGAUAAGUAUAGGAUCAGUUUAUAAUAUAAAAUUAUUUCUUUCUUUAUUGGCUUUUCAUGUGCAAUAGGCAGAUGCAAUAGGUGGAUGAAUCAUUUUUAAUAAUCAGGGAUCAAGAAAAUGAAACUAUAGAUACUUGGAAGAAUUUUACAUCUUUGUUGAAAACUGAUCCUAUAUUUUUAGCUGAUGAUGUAAUAUUCAUAUCAUCAUAUCCUUUGUCAUAUUCUAGUCGAAGCUUAGUCAUAUCCUGUUCAUAAUCAUGUUGCUUCACCUCCUAUGGGUCAAGUAAAUAUCACAUCUUUUGUACUUUAACGACAAGAAACUGUACGAGUUGUUCGUCAAGUUUAUGGAUACUUUCAGUAAUAUAUAUUAUAUAUUAAAAAUGAUAAAGAAAAUGUAUACGAAUUUCAUGAGGUAUACGAUUAUUGUAGUAGUCUAAAACCAUACAAAAUUAAUUUACUGUGUAUGGAUUGCAAAUUCAAAUUAUACUCCAUCAUUUUGCAAUGAAGAUGAUAUUAUUUAAGAUAUUUGCUAAGGAUGAAAUUAAAUUUGUUUUAUUAGGGUCGAGUAAGUAAGAAGAAGUUCGUAACAUUAGAUGAGAUUUUGAACUUUGUUUUUAAUGUCACGAUUAGACACCAAUCGCGCCACGUGUUCUUCAGUUGCAGACUACCUAACCUUUAAAUGUAUUUGAUUAAAAUUUGAGAUGACUGAAAAUUUAUUACAAAAUAGACAAAUGGGGAAGAUGAUUCAGUGACAACAAUGCUUUAACAAUGUUGGGUGCAAUGCGGGCUUCCUUUCAUUGAGAGUAAGCAUAAGGAAAGGAACCAUCUACUGUUUGCCUUCAAUCUUGAGAAUACCAAGGAAAAAAUAAGAAAAGCUAAACAAGGUGGAUGGUGGAAAGUUUCUACACUUCCUUUUAACUAAAGGAAGCCUAAAUUGCAUGUAACGAUACAUUGCAGCGUUCAAUGACACGAAGCAUGAUUUUGAGAAAAAAUUUAGUUGUUGGUUGUAUACCUUUUGUUACCUUGAAAAAUUAUGAUUAUACUUACACGACGACGAGUUAAUUGUUUAUAGUUAAAUGCAUAGUUAGGUAGAGAUCUAAUGUGAUAAAGGUAACUUUGUCUAAAAGUUUUACAAUACAUAAGGAAACGAAAUACGAUCCUAUUGCAAGAUUACUGUAAACUUGUACGAACGCUUAUUUGAUUAGGAAAUAUACAAUGGAGGUAAUCGGACGGUGUUUAAAACGACGGUGCAACGAUUAAAUUUAUUGUCAUACAAAUUAAUUGUGCUUUUCGUUUUCGUAUAGGAAACAGAAUCCCGGUGAAUUUAGUAAAGCUGAGACGCGAAAUUGUAAAAAAAAGAACAGAAUGAAAUGUGGGAUCAUCACGGGAUCAUCACGGGAUCACGCGGGACCAUCAUGGCAAUUCAUCUUUUCUUUACGUUUACAUUUGCGUAUUUGAUCUCGUACGUCUUCCAGUCAUCCCACACAUUGUUGUGUCUGUCUUGUACCCGUGGGAUCUCUUGUCUUCUUAAAAAGGGUUGUAUGUUAAAUAAAGAAAAACCUUACGAUACCCUUAGUUUCUCUUAUUCUUGCAUAUUUUAGGCUGAGAAGGAAAUUUAAUCCUCAAAGUAUAAUAUCUAAGAAUUAUGUGAAAUAGUCCAGCAAUUAAUUUUUAUCUUAUCAAAUAUGAAUCCUACUCAGUAUCUACGAUAAUACAAUCUGGAACUACCUUGACACUGUUAUUGUAUUAUCCAUAUCAACAGCUGGCGGAUAAUGUUGAUAAAUUUUAAUGUAAUAGUGAUACGGAAGUUCCGUUUGUAACUAAUGUUGCCAGUUAUGAUAAAUAUCUUAUGCAUUAGAAUCGUGCCAAUUCUUCCGGUGAAGUAUAGGAAACGGGUAACCAUUAUGCACAGAAAUGAUUUAUUUGAAAAUGAUUUAUUUCAGAGCUAUCUGUUGAACAGUGCAAAUCAGGGGAGCCAUGGAAGUCGUGGAAAUGAAAGUUAUGGAAGCAAAACCAUUCGCUAACUUAAAAGAGCUCUAUGAUAAUUUGGGUAACUUGAAACGGUGGCCACGAAUCAAAGAACUGAGAGAAUCAACUGAUUACGUCUAUCAAGGCUCUGAAAUAAGUGGUGAAACGUUAAAUCUGACAAAAGUGGACAGACAGGAACAACCAAGAACUUUACUGUGUCAUGAUAUGAAAGGUGGUUACCUCGAAGACAGAUUUAUAGAUGGGUCGAAUUCUUACAAUUCUUAUCUAUUUUAUCACUGGAGCGGUAUAGAUACAUUUGUAUACUUUAGUCAUUAUUUUAUAACUAUACCACCAUUUGGAUGGAUUAAUGCAGCACACGAGCACGGUGUCAGAGUUCUUGGUACUGUGAUUACCGAAAGAGAAGGUAUUUGGGAUGUAAUACUUGAGUCACAAGAGGAAGCAAAAAAGUUUGCAGACGCUCUCGUUCUCGUUGCAAGGUUUUAUAAGUUUGAUGGCUGGUUGUUGAAUGUUGAAAAUGCAAUUAAAAACGAACAGAUUAAUAAUCUUAUUUAUUUCGUGAAAUACCUAACAGAAAAUAUUCAUGAUGCUGUGAAAGAUUCUGAAAUUAUUUGGUAUGACAGUGUAACCAAUGAAGGAAAAUUAAGCUGGCAGAAUGAACUUAACGAUCAAAAUAUCGAAUUCUUCUUAAAUUGUGACGGCAUUUAUCUGAAUUACAAUUGGACCAAGUCUAAGUUGCAAAAUAGUUACACACUUGCAAAGAAUCAUAAGAGAAGUGUGAAAAAUAUUUAUGUGGGUUUGGAUGUUUGGGGUAGAGGCUGUCCUGGUGGUGGAGGUUUUAACUCGGCAUAUGCUUUAGAAAAGAUACGACAAGAGGGACUUUCGGUUGCCAUAUUUGGCCAAGGUUGGACUCACGAAUUUUUUGGACCCAAAACAUUUCUAGAAUUAGAAAAUUUAUUUUGGGCACAAUUAUUUCCUUAUUUGUACGUCCAUGUACCCAUUUACGAGGAUGAAGUAUUUAAAUCGUCAUUCUGUCAUGGAAGAGGAAGCUCGUAUUACCGUUGCGGUGAGAUACAAAUGUACCGGCGUCUCGUAGAAGACAAAUUAAAUACAUUAGAAGAAAAACCGUUCUAUAACUUGUCUCUACAAAAGCCUCAGAUUUCUGUACCUAUGCCGAAUUUGAAAUUCACACUAUUUCCUCAACCUGAGGAAGCAAAAAGUGAAGAUGAUAGAAACGAAUGUGCAAGAAAGAAAUCUGUAGAAUACAUAUACGAAACGAAAAAUAAUAUUAUCCGAAUAUUUGAGAAGAACGUAGACAUCCAAACUAAAACACCUGUACCAGAUAUAAAUUGCUUUGAAUUUUGUAAUGAAUUUUCUUUUGAGGGAGGUGGUUGCCUAAAGUUAAUUACAAAUAAUUCUGGAUUGUAUCACAGAUUAUUUUUGGUCCACGUCGAAUUUGAACAAGAUAUCGAAGCAACAAUUGUAUAUAAAGACAUGGAAUCAUCAACAGGAAGUAGGGUUCGUAACAAACCGAUACUAGUUUUGGGAAACGAUACUGGCUUAAGAUCUAUUGUAUGUUAUAAAUCGGAGAACCUAAACUCUAGUUGGAAAAAAUGUAUCUAUGAUACAAACAUGAGGACGGUAAAUGAGAUUGGUGUAUCCUUCGCACGGAAGAACGUCUGCUACCUGGGAGAAAUUAUUCUGGAGGAAAAACAACGCCGUUUGAACGAUUAUUAUUCAGAAGAAAUCGCUGAAAACUAAUCUUAAAUCUUCCAUAAAAAUCAUCCACUAAUUUUAAUAAACUGAAACCUUUGAUAAGUGCGUCGUAUAAUCGAUAAAAGGAAUAGCAAGCAGAUUGGAAAAAGUGAAUUUUGACGUAAAAAUUUUGAAGUAGAUAAUAGCUUCGCAGUGGCUUAGAAGAUUAAUGAAACAGAAGAGGAUCGCGUUUAAGUAACAUUCAUGAUAUACAAAACGUCGUUGGAUCGAGAAGGAAGAGGGGUGUGUACAGUGUGAUGUAUGAAAACGUAAUAGAUCAUUGAAUAAAGAAGCAUG